Messenger RNA from Pisolithus orientalis, 363 nucleotides. RefSeq lists its product as uncharacterized. Bases 1 to 363 code for a protein of 120 amino acids. The transcript is spliced from 4 exons. The record is from RefSeq and is a predicted model, not a curated record. Lineage: Eukaryota; Fungi; Basidiomycota; Agaricomycetes; Boletales; Pisolithaceae.
AUGAACACUGAAGUCCUGGCAGGCUCAUCAAAGCAGCAGCAGCAGCAGCCUGGAGCAGUAGAGCUUGAGUAUCAAAGUCUUAAAGAAGACCCCAUCGAAGCUCCUGCAGUCAGCUGGGAAGCACAUCAGUUAACUGAUGACCUGCUUGUGUCAAAGAUUCCAUUUGAAUUUGAAGCAGAAAGGCUCAAAGAGCACACAAAGCACACAAGAGUUGAAGUCAAAGAGCUUGGAAAGCUCACAGACAGUCUUGAAGCAAAAAGGUUGGCAGACAAAGUCAAAGGUUAUUUCAAGAAGGGUCAAGAUCAAGAGGCCAUCAAAGCUGGUCACACAAAGGAAGCCACUGGAAGAAAUUCUGCAAGUUGA